Pogona vitticeps (central bearded dragon) is the source of this 4006-nucleotide messenger RNA. It is a transcript of the gene AGGF1, whose product is annotated as angiogenic factor with G-patch and FHA domains 1. Gene Ontology annotation, molecular function: nucleic acid binding; protein binding. The record is from RefSeq and is a predicted model, not a curated record. Gene Ontology annotation, biological process: positive regulation of angiogenesis. NCBI's taxonomy places the organism in Eukaryota, Metazoa, Chordata, Lepidosauria, Squamata, Agamidae.
CUUUCCCGCGAUAAAGAGGAAGAAGAAAGGGGCGUGGCUUGCCUUGGCUGCCUGUCCGCCUGCGCGCGCAGCGGCGGCGGCGGCUUCCGUUGCUGCCAUGGCGGCGCGGAGCGUGACGGGCUCCGGGGCGCGGAGGAGCGGCCGUUGCUACAGCUUGGCUCCGUCCUUCUCCGGCCGGUGGCUGCGCCCCUGCCCCGGCAGUUGAAGAAGAGGCCUGGUUGUCCCCACCGCACGGCCCGGCCUGAGGAGGGCGCCGAAGAAUGGCUGAGGCGGCCGUCGAGCUGGAGACGCUGAGGGGGAAGGUGGCUGCGUUGGAGCAGGAGUUGGGCGCCUGCCGGAGCCGCCUGGAGCGGGAGAAGAAGCUGCGCCUCAAAGCCCAGGCCAGCGCGGCCAAGUUGCGGAGACAGGUUGAAGAACUUAAGGAAAUAAAGGAAAACAGACAAAGCGAGAAAGCAACAUCGAGUAUAGAAGUGCAAACUGAAGAAUCUUCUGUGUGGUCAUAUACAGAUUAUUACUUCUACCAUGAUUACUACAACAAUUCUGAUCCUGAUGAUUUAUCCAGUGCACCAAUACAACCAGAUAAUGAGAGAUCAAAACCUGCCUGUACAGACGAGUUGCAUCUGGGUGAUCACCAAGAUGUAAAUGGUGUGAAGCAUGAUGAGCAAGGGGAACACAACAGUGUGAUCCAUACUGUGCAGAAAUCCGAAGAUAGUGUAUUAAGAGAAGGUACCUUGGCAGAUAGUCUGAGAGCUGCUGCAGAGGCUGCUGUAUCUCAAACAGGAUUUGUAUACGAUGAAAGCACUGGAUUAUAUUAUGACCAUAGCACUGGGUUCUAUUAUAAUUCGGAAAACCAACUGUAUUAUGAUCCAGCCACUGGAAUUUAUUAUUACUGUGAUGUUGAAAGUGGUCGAUAUCAGUUUCAUUCGCGCGUAGAUCUGCAAUCUUAUGGACCUGGAACUACUCAGAACAGCAAAGACAGGAAAAGCAAGAAAAAAAGGAAAGAUGCAGAAUGGCCUACAGCAAAUGAAUACAAGGACGAUGAUCAAAAAUCUCCCAGCAGUCUGAAUUGUCUUUCUACCAUUAAUGAACUAAAUUCUCCAGAAGAAGAAGAAUCUCCAAAUACGAAAAGGGCUAAGGUGGACAUUGACAGAAAAAACAGCCUUAUGUCCAAGGAAUCAAAUACCCUGAACGGCACCAAUUUACAUCUUAGAAACACAAAAUGUACUGCUGUUAUAGACGACAAUAAAACAGAGUCAGAGAGUGAGCCAGAAGAAGGUGAAAUUACAGACUCUGAACAGGAAGAAUGUACCAGUGAAGAUGAAGUAACAAGUGAAGGAACUGUUAAUUCAGAAGACACUGACAGUGAAGAUGGUGACAAGAUCUGGCCGCCUUGUAUAAGAGUGAUUGUAAUUAGAUCACCAGUAUUGCAGAUGGGAUCUCUGUAUAUCAUCACAGCUGUCAAACCUGCCACAAUUGGAAGAGAAAAGGGUAUGGAACACACACUGCAAAUUCCAGAACUUGGUGUUAGUAAGUUUCAUGCAGAAGUAUACUUUGAUCAUGAACUGCAAAAUUAUGUUCUUGUGGAUCAAGGCAGUCAGAAUGGCACUGUAGUUAAUGGAAAUCAAAUACUGCAGCCUAAAACAAAAAGCAAUCCUCAUGUUCUGGAACAUGGUGAUGAAGUGAAGAUUGGGGAAACUGUGUUGUCCUUUCACAUACACCCUGGAAGCGAAACCUGUGAUGGAUGUGAACCAGGGCAAGUCAGAGCCCAUCUUCGCCUUGAUAAGAAAAACAAAUCUUCUGUUGGUCCUGCAUUGACAAAAGAAGAGAAGGAAUUAGUUAGAAGAAAAGCAUUAAAACAAAUACGGGUAAAAUACGGCUUACAGAAUUCAGAAUAUGAAAAUGAUAAAGUCCUGAAAAAUCCAAACUACACAGACAGAGCAGAAAAGCGCCGUGAGAUAGUUGGCAGUGAAGGAAGUUUUCACAGAGAUGAUGCACCAGCAUCCAUACAUAUUAAAAUUAGUGAUAGCAACAGAGGUCAUAAAAUGCUGGAGAAGAUGGGAUGGAAGCAAGGAGAAGGGCUUGGAAAGAGCGGUAGUGGAAUGAAAGAUCCGAUCAAACUUCAGAUGCACAGAAAACAUGCAGGCCUGGGUUCAAGUACUCCUGUAUCUACUGAAGAAGUUCAGAUCAUCAAUACCAAGAACAAAAGGAACUGGGAAAAAGCACGAGAGCGAUUUGCAGAAAACUUCCAGGAUUCUAAAUCACAGAAAAGUAUACCAAAGGAUCCCACUUGGGUUAGAGAAACUGCAGAAUGAUGUUCACAAUUUAAUUUAGUAACAUGGUUUAGUCAGGACUUUAUUUUAUCCCAGAAUGGAAUAUGAUUUUUGUAGUAGUAUUUCUUAAACUGUUGUAUAUGCUGAUAACUGCAGUCCAUUGUUUGAUCUGCUGUUUUACUUUGUUUUGUUUAAAGCACAUUUUAAACAUACAUGAUUUAAAAUGGCUCAGAUCCAAAGAGAUUUUGAGAUUAACAGUGGCUGAAAUUCUGGUUAUAGAGCCAUGCAACAAUGGUAUCAUUAGCUGUGGCUGUCCCAUGGCUGUUUCAGUACAAUUAGAAGCUUGCUACAGCCUCUACCCAGGUUUGGGGAUCUAUAAUAAUACUUGUGGCUUUGGGGAGUUAUGGAACUGAAAAAGGGAUUGAUUUAUAACCAAAGUAACCGCUUCUAGUCCCAGAGGUGGGACCAGUCACAGUGGGAGCAGUUUUACAGCUUUAAAUCAUCCUACCCCCAGAGGUUCUCUGAAAUGUGGAUAGGGACUCUAGGAAGCUUCUUUUAUUGGCCCCAAAACAGAUGUGGCUGAUGACAUCAUUCUCACUGUAUUGUGUAAAGCUGCACAAUAGGGUUUCAGGCAUUCAAGAAUAAAUAGGCGGAUGUUUUAGGAGAGGGAUCACUUUCUCAUUAUUUUUAACCUCCCUGACUAGUUAAUAGAAAUGAAUAUUUCAGUUUUGGAUGCUUCAUGGACCUCACAAGCAUGUAUGAACAACUGAUGCAAAAGGUAUUGUAUUUCUUUAAAGAUGGGGGAUUUAAAUGCAAUAUUGGCCAGCCUGAUUAAACCUUCCUCCCCUGCAACCAGGCAUGCACUUGCACGCUGCCACCAUUCCCCCCUCUGCACCAGUUGUGGACAUAGCCUGGUAGGGGCUUCCAUGCCUCCUUGUGCGGAGAGGCUUGUCAUCCCCCCCUCACUGGAUUGCCUCACCCAGGGAAACAUGAAGUGCCCAUGUCUAAGCAGCACUAACACCACUUUGUUUCAUUCCUCUAACAUGAAAUUACCAGAAUUUUAGUAGUCUAUUAGACCACAGUCAUGUUUUAAAUAUGUCACUGUUUUUGGUGAAGAAUUAACGUAAACAGGAAUUGUCAGUGAAGACCUUUUUUUUUUCUUCUGUGAAGAACCAGAAAAGGUUGCAUAUUAAACCUAUAGUACUCUGUGACAGCAUACUGAGAAACUAGUAUUCAAAGCUGUUCUGUGCAUUAAAAAUUGUAUUAUACAGUUCUAGGAAUGUAGUAUUGCAGAAAUCUGUUGGGAGGUUGUAUAUUUCCUGGACUCAGAUGUUUUGUUUGAAAAGCUGCCUUACAAUGGAAGUCCUAGUCAAAUAUCUGAUAACCUUCUGUGUUGAGAACAUUCUGAAUAGUGGUAUGUAGUCAUGCAUUCUGAAGCAGUAAAGUCCAAGACUUCUGUAGUACCUUAUUCUUAAAACUUAAAUUAGCCCUACAAGGUAGGAAUCUAUCUUAGCCUUCAAGCUAUGUUGCAGGAGGCCUUUUUUAAGUCAAUGUGAUUGUUUGAGGAGACCUAUCUUUUUAGCAUCCUAGCACUAUUGAUCUGUUGGGGUUCUUUUUUCCAUUGCUGGCAAUGGAGUUUUAGAUCAGGCAUCUUGGUUUUUCUUUCAUUUCUGCUUCUUGGCAAGAGACUGAACACAUAUUUAUUGAAAUGUUAAUAAACCACUGCUUUCAGCUUC